Penicillium waksmanii is the source of this 1611-nucleotide messenger RNA. RefSeq lists its product as uncharacterized. Gene Ontology annotation, biological process: transmembrane transport; amino acid transport. The record is from RefSeq and is a predicted model, not a curated record. Gene Ontology annotation, molecular function: transmembrane transporter activity. Lineage: Eukaryota; Fungi; Ascomycota; Eurotiomycetes; Eurotiales; Aspergillaceae. Bases 1 to 1611 code for a protein of 536 amino acids. Gene Ontology annotation, cellular component: membrane. The transcript has 2 exons.
AUGGACGUGGAUUCCGAAACCUGGAAACCGAGUGAGCAACAAAUCCAAGAUGCACAGGAUCUUGCAGAAUUCGGCCAUGGCCAGACUCUCGAACGAAAGUUCAACCUCUGGAGCAUGCUAGCCCUUGCAUUCUGUGUUCUGGGAACCUGGUCAACCUUCGCACAAGAUCUGUCCGAUGGUCUCAUCAAUGGCGGGCCGGUCUCCAUCCUUUGGGGCCUUUCCUUGGUGACCUUCUGCAACACGUGUGUGGCAAUCUCUCUAGGAGAAAUCUGCAGUAGCAUGCCAACAGCAUUGGGUCAGGCUUACUGGAUCUACCGCUUAUGGAGCACCCCCUUGGGUCGCUUUGCCUCCUAUAUCUGCGCCUGGAUCAAUGUCUUUGGAUGGUGGACUCUUGCCGCAUCCCAAGUUGCAUUCAUGACGAACUUCAUUCUUGGCAUGAAAGUCAUGUUCGAUGAAGAUUGGACUGGCGCAUCUCAGGGAUGGUUAGAGUUCGUUGUCUAUCUUGGAUGCGUUUUUAUCCUUACCUUGAUCAAUGUCGUGGGCUGCCGGCGAGACAAGUUUCUUCCCUGGCUCAAUAAUUUCGUUGGAAUCUGGUUUUUUGGACUAUUCUUCGUCUUCUGCCUUGCUCUUCUCAUUUCCGUCGGCAUCAAAAGAGGCCUAUCUUUCCAGCCUGCUUCUUUCGUCUUCGGAAAGUGGAUCAAUGAGACAGGCUGGUCGGAUGGAGUUGUGUGGUUUAUGGGACUGGUUCAAGCAGCUUAUGGUCUCACUGCAUUUGAUGCUGUCAUCCACAUGGUGGAGGAGAUCCCUGCGCCGCGAAAGAAUGCCCCCAAGGUCAUCUAUUUUGCCGUCAUCUCGGGUGCGAUUAGUGGCUUCAUCUUGAUGAUGGUCUGCCUGUUCUGUAUCCAGGAGGUGAGAAGCGUUAUUGACGCACCAAGUGGCUUGCCGUUCAUGUCGCUGGUUCAGGAAACCGUGGGCCUGAACGGAGCUGCUGUGCUUAUCGCACUCUUCAUUAUGAACGGCCUCGGCCAGAGCGUCAGUAUUGUGACUACUGCAUCUCGCCUUACAUGGGGAUUUGCGCGUGACGGUGGCCUGCCAUUCAGUCGAUACCUUUGCCAUGUUGACCCCAUCUGGAAGGCCCCCGUUCGCGCUCUAUGGUUCCAAGGAGUCUUGAUUUCUCUGGUCGGCAUUCUUUUCCUUUUCGCCGAGACCGUCUUGAAUGCGAUUUUGAGCGUUAGCACUAUCGCCUUAACCAUUUCCUACGGUCUGCCUAUUCUGACCGUGCUUGUGGUUGGGCGCGAUAAGCUUCCACCAGGAGGAGAAUUCCAUCUUGGAAAGCUUGGUGUCCCAGCUUAUUGUGUCAGUCUGGUUUACUGCGCCAUUACCUCGGUUUUCUUCUUCUUCCCAACCGUUCCGAACCCGAAGGGCGGAGAGAUGAACUACGCCAUCGCUGUCUUUGGUGUGAUGCUGGUGAUUGCAAUGUCAUUCUGGUUUAUACAGGGUAGUCGAACCUACCUAAACACUGAGGAGUCUUCGAUUGCGAUGAUCAUCCAGGCGACGGAGGCAGCGAACAAUGAGGUUCCAAUUCCCGAAGCAAAGAAGGACGAACGCUGA